Messenger RNA from Notechis scutatus (mainland tiger snake), 2554 nucleotides. It is a transcript of the gene TMEM116, whose product is annotated as transmembrane protein 116. Gene Ontology annotation, cellular component: plasma membrane. Gene Ontology annotation, biological process: adenylate cyclase-activating G protein-coupled receptor signaling pathway. NCBI's taxonomy places the organism in Eukaryota, Metazoa, Chordata, Lepidosauria, Squamata, Elapidae. The record is from RefSeq and is a predicted model, not a curated record. Gene Ontology annotation, molecular function: G protein-coupled receptor activity.
CACAGCUGGUCCCGUUGCUGCUGCCUGCAGCUCCUUGCUUGACUUGCCAGCAUGGGCUCCUUUGCCCCUGGGGCUGCCGCUCAGGAGCUUCUGCUGCCACAAGAUUGGGACAGGGCUCAGUUUUUCACUGCCGUCCACUGGAUCCAAGCUGUCACAGCUACUUUGAGCAUCAUGGGGUCCAGCUCAAUUAUCGGCUACACCAUAUUCCAGAACACCACCAGAUCCCCUGAGGUGCGCCCUCUGGUCUACCUGAGCCUCUCCGAUCUCUUCCUGGGGUUGUGCUGGCUCACGGGGGCCCUCUUCUACAGCAGAGAAGCAUCCCACCCAGCUAGAGAAGGCACCAUCUGCUACAACUUGCAAGCCACCGGACAGAUCUUCUAUGUCGCCUCUUUUCUGUACACAGUGAAUUACACCUGGCAGCUUUACAUGGAUUUGAAAGGGAAAUUCAACCAGCACUUACAUGGCCAGAUGCCACAGAUGUUGAACUGUUCAACUCACCUUGGCCGAAUAGCCGUCCUUUUCUCUAGUCUCAUCCCGAUAUUCCUGAUGGCGCCUGUUUUGGGACUAGGCAACCACUUUCAGUGUUCUCAGAACUUCACCGCUGAACAUGGGUGCCUCCUGUUGCACAUGGAAAACAUGCUCAGCCCCAGAUCCCAGCAUGUCACCUGCACCGUGCUGUGUUUGUACAGCACUGGAGUUUUCCUGGUCUCGUUUAUGGUCAGCUUCCUUGCAAUUCUGACAUUGCUCAUCCGAGCCAGGAUGUUGUACAAGCGGUUUGUGAACUCGAUGGGCUACGUCGGCGACCAACAGUGGGCGAUGUUGAAGGUGGUGGAGCAAGCCGUGGCUCUGUACCCUGUGGUGUUUUUCUGCUGCUGGGGGCCAGCCUUUAUCCUCGGCAUAGUCAAGCUGGCACGUAUAGACAACGCCAGCGUUUACAUGGCCCUUUAUGUUCUAGAGGCCCUGACCGCGUCUUCCCAGGGGUUCCUGAACUGUGUGGUUUACGGCUGGACCCAGCACAUGUUCCACUGUGUGAAACGCAAGGCUUGCCGUGAUGUCGACACCCAGACGCCCCUCCUGCGCUCCCAGAAGAGGUUCUACGCCAGCACCCUCCCAGCCCACCCGCGGGUGGUGGCUGAGCCCUCCUCCCCUUCCACAACCACGGUGUUAUGAACGGGAGACGGACGUUCGGACUCUCCUUUUCCACCUGUCCUGCCUCGAGGCUCUUUGCUCAGCAAGGCCGGCUUCGCUUUCUACAUCCUGCAGAGAAAGAGUUCCACUGAUGACCCUGAAGCUCUUCUUGCUCACAGCCUGGGUGAGAAAUGUGGCCGUCAACAGGGAUCAGUGGCAGAGGCGUGAAAUGAAAGGGCUAGCUUGGAAGGGCUGCAAGAGAAUUGAAGUGCAAUUGGACAAGAAGAAACCGAAAGACUCCUUAGAUUUAAAUAAUCACUAUUUAUUUGAGGGAAUCAAACAAUUGGAUAGGGUGGAGACUUUUUGGACUGCCUCACGUUUCCCCCAUGAGACCGUUUUCCCAGGAUUUUCCAAAGAGUGGGAUACAGCAUCACCAAGACCUGGAAUGCCCCCAGUGUGGUGUUACCACCCUGGAAUUUUUUUUUUCUUUCAGUGCUGCUGAUGGAAUAUUUUACAACUUCCUGCUAAACUAUAAAACAUAAAAGCAAGUAUAUGGAUGGAUUUCUGUUCCUUUUGGAUUCCAGGAUUGCUAAAAGGCACGCCUUCCUUCUCUUACUACUGUUUUAACGCCUCCCAAAAAUUAUAUAUAGAAAUAACGUCCUCCCUUCAUCCCCACUGACCCGCAAUCUCAUGGCUUCCAGAAUUCCUGCCCCCUUCCUCCAAAACUCCUGUAAAACUGAAAAACCUCCGCUGCACAAUUUUAUCUCCUUUUUCCAGGCCUCCCAGAAAUCCUUUUCAAUCUGCCCUAAGAUCCCUUCACCCUCACUGCAGAGAUGACUACGCUGAGCAGACGAUCUUAACCAGCAUUCUUAGAGUUAGGCCUUCUUUCAGUGGUGCCUGGGGAUUUUGGGAGUCCCAACACCUUGCCGGAGGCCGUCUUACUCCUUUUUUCUGUGGUUGUUUACAAAUCAGUUACUCGUUUUCCCUUUUUUUUCAUUCUUUCUCGUGUCUGGCCUCUCUCAACCAGGCCUGCUCUGUAAAAGUCAGGACAGAAGUUUUCAGUGGUCUGAACAUAAGGAUGAAGAUGUAGGGCAUUAAGAUUCAUCUGAAGCCAGACAUGAGAUGGGAGGGGAGGGAGGAUCGUUUUCUGGACCUGAAGCUCCUCCGACCAUCCUCUUCCAUUCCAAGCCUUUGGAGUUGGUUUUCCUAAAGUUGGGGUUUUGAGGUCACCAGGUGUGGACACUGGCAGGAUACGAGAGGGGAAAUGAACUGGUUUUAUACCUUCUCUGAACCUCAAGUUUCUCCUGCCCUCUUUUUCUCCUAACAUUUUAAAGUUAGUUCUAAUUUCAUUUACAUAAAACGUUGAGUUGCAACCAAUGUGUAUUUGACUUAAGAAGUGUAGGGUACCUAAAGAUAAAUCUGAGUG